AUGGAAAAUUCAGAGUGUACCUAUGUCUGGGUAGGUUUUGGUUUCAUAACGGCCGUUAUGAUUAUUUCCUUGGUGAAAAAUAUUUCAUACUACAUGCAAGUAAAGAAACGAGGUAAAACAUACAAAGAUGUUCCAGAAUACAGUCCAAGCCAUGAAGAGUUUUAUACUGAAGAAUGUCCUGUUUAUGACAACCUCAAUCACCGUCAACAAGAUAUUCUAAAUGAAAGUUAUUAUGAACAAAUGAACGCCCAUUCUCAGACACCCAACAAUGAUGUACAGCCAACAGCUGAGCGUCAGAUGUGCUAUGCUUCUCUUGACCACAGUGUCAAAAGAAAACACAAAAACCUUCGAAAAAAGAAAUAUCCUCCAUUGGAAUCAGAUGAAGACCAGCUUACCAGAAGCUGCUCCAUGCCCUCAGACACCUGUAUUUAUCUCAACAGUGAGCAGCUGAGCAUCGAAAACAACAUUUCUGAAGAUGCUUCCUGCCAGUGA
Molecule: messenger RNA, 492 nt
Organism: Euleptes europaea (tarantolino)
Lineage: Eukaryota; Metazoa; Chordata; Lepidosauria; Squamata; Sphaerodactylidae
Product: T-cell receptor-associated transmembrane adapter 1
Exons: 5
Coding region: 1-492 (163 amino acids)
Biological process (GO): positive regulation of T cell receptor signaling pathway; negative regulation of receptor recycling
Cellular component (GO): T cell receptor complex
Source: RefSeq, a predicted model, not a curated record